AGUUAACAUCUUGUACGAAUUUAUGGGCCUUUACACCCGAUACGGUUUAACUUCAAUAUCCUGAUAGUGUGAAAUGUAGUUCAAGUGAUAACAAAAAGAGCAUAUCAAAUUCCUGCCAAAAUUCAACAUUAACCCAACUUAUAUUCAUCCCUACGCCUGUAAUCGAGUGAGGAGGAGUAUUUUCGAAGCCAAAAUGAAAAUCAAAAUGUUUCAAUACAUGCUUCCCAGCGGGAGACAUGUCUAUUCCACUUUUCUUCUUCACGAGGAGAUAGACCUAGCUUUGAUGGCUUCUGGUCCUGAGGAAGUUUGGAUGCCGGACACCUCGCUAAUAAAGCUAACGCGAUUUCUUUGGGCUUCCAUUGCGCUCUUUCUCAUUUUUCUGGGCGUUACAUUGUGGCUUUUUUUUGGACGAUUCGGCGGUUUCAAGAACUGGUGGCACUACGUACACGGUAUAAAUAUGCCGGACGACCCAGCUGGACCUGCACAUAUGGCAGAUGGAACUCCAGAAUUUUUCAAAUGGUUAGCUGAAAGACGCCAACGAGAUUUACAGGAAAAUCCGGACUUCUAUAGAUAGAUGCCAACAGGUUGACCAGCGAAUCUAAAGCGAGACAUGAAAUUUUCAUUUCGCAGAUUGAUCUAUAUUAAAAAUUUUCUAGUUCUCCCAAUUGUGGAAAUUUAGUUAACUUUUUUCACUAUUUUUUCUUUAUUUCUUACCGACUUACUAUUCAUUCAUAUCCUAAUUGACUUAUAACAAAUACUUCAAAUAUAUUUUGUAUGUAGACC
Molecule: messenger RNA, 783 nt
Organism: Hermetia illucens (black soldier fly)
Lineage: Eukaryota; Metazoa; Arthropoda; Insecta; Diptera; Stratiomyidae
Exons: 2
Coding region: 194-574 (126 amino acids)
Source: RefSeq, a predicted model, not a curated record